AUGAUUAGUACAUUAGAAAUAUUACCAAGUGAACUAAUUGUUAAUAUAUUUUCUUAUAUAUUAUGGAACGAUAUUUUAGUAUCCUUUUGGUCAUUAAACCAACGAAUUAAUUCACUUAUCUGUUUAACUUUUUCAACAAAUAAAAAUGGAAUUAUUAUUAACCAAACAGGUUUAUCUUAUAAAAUAUUUUUAUCAAAAUUAUUUCCAUUGAUUUUUAAUUGUUCAUUUCUGAUUAAUUCUAUUCGACAUAUUCAUUUGGAUGGAACAAAUUCAAAUAGUUAUGAUUUUUUCAAUAUGAAUGGAUAUAUUAACUAUCCGAAUCUAAAGUCACUUAUUCUUAAUCGAUUUUAUUUAUCUGAAUCAUUGGUUGAAAAUUUGUAUUUUCUUAUUGAACGUCGAUUGAAAGAACUUACAUUGAUCUUAGAUGAAGAUAUUUUUACAGUAUUUGGAUUCGAAGAAAAACCUUGGAUAAUGGUUUCUAGUCAAGAUUCAGAUUCUGACGAAACGUUAUCCGACGAAAAUCAAAGUACAAUCAUUUCUGAUGAACUUGAAAGUAGCGGUUCUGAAGAUACUGAUUCAUUAAUUGAAGAAUUCAAUCAAAGUUCUAUGGAUGAUUGA
Messenger RNA from Adineta steineri, 618 nucleotides. NCBI's taxonomy places the organism in Eukaryota, Metazoa, Rotifera, Eurotatoria, Adinetida, Adinetidae. The record is from the annotation of a GenBank genome assembly.